GAGGAGCAAUCGGUUACCCGGCUCGGAACUGCAGAGGAGAGGGGCACAGGAAAGCAGAGAGGAUUGUGCAGGGGGCACAGACUGGAGCCCGGCCAAGGGAGCAGUGUAUUGUAGCAGGAGACUGAUGCAGUUCAUGAGAUCCAGUGAUCCUCCCCAGUGCCCUUGACUGUAUAGUGUGAGGCUUUGCUGCAGGUGACAGAUCUGUCUGGCUGCUCUGAGGAUUUUCCUCUGCUGCAUCACUAUCUCUGAUUUCAAAUUGAAGCACUCCAUCACGGAUUCCGUGUGGAAUUGGAAAACGGAUUUCUUUUUAUUCCCCUCCGUCUACCUGCGCAAAGACAAAGAAAUGGGCUUAACGCUUUCCUGUCCAUAAUUAUCAACAGCGGAUGAAGCUUUUAUCAUGUGAUGAAUUAAAAUCAGGAUGCUUCUGGAGGGAGAACCCAUUUGGCAUACUGCAUGAUAUAUCUGAAAAGGAUUGAUAUGGUUUUGCUGCCACCUUAGUACUAUUUGGAUCUAUCUACCUUUGAAGAUGAGUUCAGAAGAGAAAGGCAUAUCGCCAGCUCACAAAAUAUCAACGCCAACGCACAAAAGUGCCUCCUCUUCUUCCUCUUCCCAAAGAGAUAGCAGACAGGAAGGAGACAGCUGGGAAAUCAUUGAGGGACUGAAGAUAGGACAGUCAAGUAUCCAGAAGCCUGAAAAACAUGAAGGAUUCAUGUUAAAGAAAAGAAAAUGGCCACUGAAAGGCUGGCAUAAAAGAUUUUUCGUCUUAGAAAAUGGUAUAUUGAAGUAUUCCAAAUCGCCGAUUGAUACUCAGAAAGGGAAAGUACAUGGAAGUAUUGAUGUUGGGUUGUCUGUUAUGUCCAUUAAGAAAAAGGCACGGAGGAUAGAUUUGGACACUGAAGAGAACAUUUAUCAUCUUAAGGUGAAAUCUCAGGAUACUUUCGAUGCUUGGGUGUCAAAGCUCCGCCACCAUAGACUUUACCGACAGAAUGAAAUAGUGCGGUCACCAAGAGAUGCCAGCUUCCACAUGUUUCCAUCAACAUCAACAACGGAGUCUUCACCAGCAGCUAAUAUAACAGUGCCAGAAGGAAAGGUACCCAAAUCUAACAUUCUCCAUCUCCCUAUUCCAUGCAGCAGUAGCCUCCCAGCCAGUACCACCGGGCAGAGUAAAGUUGCAGCAUGGUUACAGGAUUCGGAGGAAAUGGACAAGUGUGCUGAAGAUCUGUCCCAGUGUCAGGCCAACCUGAUUGAACUUAGCAAGCUGCUUCAUAACCUCGAAAUGCUGCAAAGGACUCAGUCUGCGCCCAAUUUCAUUGACAUGCAGGCUAACUGUGUAGAUAUGUCAAAGAAAGACAAGCGCACGGCGAGGAGAUGGAGGACAAAAAGUGUCAGCAAAGAUGCAAAAAUACAACUUCAGGUACCUCUCAGCGCUUCAAUGUCCCCAGUUCGACUGCACGCCUCUAACCCUAACCUCUAUGCAGAUGUCGAGUUCCAAAACCCUCCAAGUCAUAUAACCGAUGCUCUGGAGUUUGCAUCUGACUACACCAAGCUGCAGGAAGAAUUUUGCUUAUUAGCACAGAAAGUCCAUUCCCUCCUGAAAUCUGCCUAUAAUACAAUUUCUAUUGAGAAGGAGAAAAUGAAGCAGAUGGUUUCUGAACAGGACUACAGCAGCCACAGUACACAGAUUGCACGCCUAAGACAGUCACUUUCUCAGGCACUGAACCACAACACUGAGUUGAGAACUCGACUUACCAGAAUACAUACGGAGUCUGUCAUCUCCGACCAGGUUGUCAGUGUCAACAUUAUAGCAAGUCCAGAUGAGACUGGAGAGAAAAUCCAUGUCAAUCUGCCUCUAUCCCAACAGGUCUCUAAUGAGGGCAGGUUGUCCAUGUCGGAGUCAGUGUCUGAAUUCUUUGAUGCUCAGGAAGUUCUUAUUUCUGCCAGCUCUUCAGAGAAUGAGGCAUCAGACGAUGAGUCCUACAUAAGUGAUGUCAGUGAUAACAUCUCAGAAGACAACACCAGCGUUGCUGAUAACGUGUCUCGUCAAAUUCUCAAUGGAGAACUUUUAGGUGGUGCAUACCGAACAGGACGAAGAACAAGUCUAGCUGCGCCUUCCCCUGAUACCAGCAAUAUCAACCUAUGGAAUAUUCUAAGAAAUAACAUUGGAAAAGACCUGUCCAAAGUAUCCAUGCCUGUAGAAUUAAAUGAGCCACUUAAUACCUUACAGCAUCUUUGCGAAGAAUUGGAGUACAGUGAACUGUUAGAUAAGGCUUCUGAGACGGAGGAUCCUCAUGAGCGCAUGGCCCUUAUUGCUGCAUUUGCAGUCUCAGGAUAUGCUGCCACAUAUUACCGAGCAGGAAGCAAGCCUUUCAACCCUCUGCUCGGUGAGACUUAUGAAUGUAUAAGAGAGGACAAAGGAUUUCGAUUUUUUUCAGAACAGGUUAGCCAUCACCCCCCAAUUUCUGCCUGUCACUGCGAGUCAAAGAAUUUUGUUUUCUGGCAAGAUGUCAGAUGGAAAAAUAAAUUUUGGGGAAAAUCUAUGGAAAUACUGCCUUUUGGGACAAUGAAUGUUACCCUUCCUAGGUAUGGAGACUGCUAUGUUUGGAAUAAAGUUACAACCUGCAUACACAAUAUCCUCAGUGGUAGAAGAUGGAUAGAACAUUAUGGAGAGAUCACCAUCCGGAACACAAAGAGCAGCGCUUCUACGUGUAAAAUGACAUUCAUCAAGGGAAACUAUUGGAGCUCCAGCGUGAAUGAGAUUCAAGGAGUGGUGAUGGAUCAAGAAGGAAAGGUUGUGCAUCGACUGUUUGGGAAGUGGCAUGAGGCACUGUACUGUGGUGAUGCCCCUGCGGCAAAAUGCAUAUGGAGGCCAGGUUCAAUGCCAACCAAUUAUGAACUCUAUUAUGGCUUUACAAGAUUUGCCAUUGAACUGAAUGAUCUGGAUCCAGUGAUGAGAGAAUUUCUUCCAAAGACUGACGCAAGAUUCAGGCCGGAUCAGAGAUUACUUGAAGAAGGGAAUGUUGAAGCUGCCUCUGCAGAAAAACAGAGAAUAGAAGAGCUUCAGAGAACGAGGAGAAAAUACUUUGAUGAUAACCAUAUAGAAUAUACACCAAAAUAUUUCCGGAAGGUGGUUGAUGCCCAUAACAAGGAGACCUGGGUUUCUAAUGACACCUACUGGGAACUGCGCAAGGACCCUGGUUUUAGCAAAAUUGAAUUACCCACUCUUUGGUGAUGUUAGAAUAUGGAUUUGUUAAACCUAUCAUUCUAUAAACAAAUCAAUAUCUAUGCACAGUUCGGUUUCAUUUUGCUACAAGAUUUAUUUUUUGUGACGCAUCAUGCCAUUUGCUUUUAUAUUCAUUUUUAAGAAAAAGCUGUUUGCUUGUAUAACAUGUAAAAUAUACAGAGUUAUUAAGAAUAUUUGCUGCAUUUGUAGAAAGAUGGUAAAGUAUAGAAGCUAUGGACCUCUUAUUUCUAUACUUGGCCUACUGUAGGAAUUGACACACCGAUUUACCCUCAUCCCAAUGAAUGUUCCAAUACUUUUUCACUGUAUCAGUACUUCUUCAUCAGAACAUUCGCCAUUAAAAAGCAUACUUGCACAGAUAUUUUGCUGUUAUUGGAAUCAUUUCCCCAUGGGGAAAAUAUUCACAUUAUAGCAAAAAUCAACUCUUUACUGAUAUUGCCUCCAUAGGAAAUUCUUGUGUAGAGUACCACAUGCUUGCUCUAGUGAUGAUCUGACAAAAUCUUUUCCAUAGACAAGAAUAUGACCUUAAAUGGGCACUGUUACUAGUUGUAUAAACAUGUCAAAAGCCUUGAUUGUUCAGGGUUUGGGUGUUCAGACCUCAAAUGAACAAGCGUGAAUUUCAUCCUAAGCGUGUUCUCUCCCACCUACCCUGUUUCCCCAAAAAUACACCCUACUCCAAAAAUAAGCCCUAGCUGGAUUAUUGGGGCGGGCUGCAAUAUAAGCCCUACCCCGAAAAUAAGACCUAGGGCCAGGGGUACUCAACUGGUGGACUGCGGUCCAGAUCCGGACCACGGCCACCAGUAAUGUAGCAGUGUGGAGAAUGGUGGGCUGCAGGAGUGUGGAGGAUGGGGGGGCUGCGGGAGUGUGCAG
Hyla sarda is the source of this 4108-nucleotide messenger RNA. RefSeq names its product oxysterol binding protein like 6 (gene OSBPL6). Gene Ontology annotation, cellular component: cytosol; intracellular membrane-bounded organelle; perinuclear endoplasmic reticulum. NCBI's taxonomy places the organism in Eukaryota, Metazoa, Chordata, Amphibia, Anura, Hylidae. The record is from RefSeq and is a predicted model, not a curated record. Gene Ontology annotation, molecular function: cholesterol binding.